Clonostachys rhizophaga is the source of this 513-nucleotide messenger RNA. The record is from the annotation of a GenBank genome assembly. NCBI's taxonomy places the organism in Eukaryota, Fungi, Ascomycota, Sordariomycetes, Hypocreales, Bionectriaceae.
AUGCAAGAACUUGACGCAUUCAAGCAAGGGAUCAUCGAACUCCAGGAGGUCGUUGAUGAGGCUCGUACCGAGAUCCACCGUUUGGUUGAAAAGUCCGACGUGAACAGAGAAUUCCUGUCAAGGCUUUCCGAUGCUGGGAAGCUUACCAGUCACUUCGCCGACCGGAGAAAUCAAGGGACUGUUGCGGACAUGGAACGAAGUGAACGAAAGCUGUUCAUGGAGCUUACCGUUCUCGUAGCCAACAACAGAGCCACGGUUGACAGGGUUGCGAACAACAUACGAGAACGGCUUCCAAAGAUGGAGGCGGAGCUAGAAGAGUUAAAGGCAGAGUACAAAAGAGAACAAGGGGAGCACAAUUUUUUCUCUAGAUUUAUCCCAGAGCAACAAGUCGAUGCAGGAGAGAAUGUCCCAGAGCAACAAGUCAAUACAGAACAGGAGGGCCCGAGGGAGGAUCUAUCACGAGAAGAUGGGGAAUCCCGAGAGGUUGACAACCCCAAUGAAGAUCUCCCAUGA